ACAGAAACUUCCAAAAAGAUGAAUUUUUUCGGUGGAAUAAAGUCCGUUUUAGGCAGCCCAGCGGCUGGAAAUCAGCCUUCUCCUCACGAAACGGUCGAAAGACUCUGCGAUAGAGUGUCGUCUUCAACGUUACUUGAAGAUAGGAGAGAUGCUGUAAGAGCUUUAAAAUCCCUCUCAAAGAAAUUCAGGCUGGAAGUUGGAACACAGUCGAUGGAGAUACUGAUAGGUGUCCUACAGACUGAAAGAAACGACACAGAAAUAGUUGGUAUGGCAUUGGAGACUCUCUGUAACAUCAUGUCCACAGAUCCUGAGAUGCAAGAUGGACAAACACCAAAUAAAAAUGGACCAACACAGUCUGACUCAGACGUUGGCCUUCAGUUCACAGAAAUCUUCAUUAAAAAUUCAGAUAAUGUAACUCUGCUGUUAGGAAUACUAGAGGAAUAUGAUUUUCAUGUGCGAUGGCCAACAGUCAAACUUCUUACCAUGCUUCUCACAAACAAGCCGAACCUUCUCCAACAGUGCAUUCUCAUCAGUCCCAUGGGUGUAUCUAGACUAAUGGACCUUCUGUCAGACAGUAGAGAGAUUAUAAGAAAUGAGGGUCUUUUGCUGCUGAUUCAGCUCACAAGAUCAAAUGCUGCCAUUCAGAAAAUUGUUGCAUUUGAGAAUGCUUUUGACAGACUAUUAGAAAUCAUAGCAGAAGAGGGCUACAGCGAUGGAGGUAUCGUCGUUGAAGACUGCCUUCAUUUGAUGAAUAAUCUUCUGAAAGAUAAUGUUUCUAACCAGAAUUUCUUUAGAGAAGGAAGCUUUAUUCAGAGGUUUACUCCCUUUUUGAAAUGUCGGCCUUACCGCAGUGAUAGUGAAACUGGUUGGUCAGAGCAAAAAGUAUCUAAUGUCCAGCAUAUGCUUAAGGUCGUAAGGAUUCUGGUUUCACCUGAUAAUCCUCAGCAGGCGACUACUAGCGCACAGAAAAUAAUGAAUCAAUCAGGAUUACUAAAGCUGCUGUGUGGUAUCUUGAUGGCUAGUGGAAUUCCAGCUGAUAUUCUUACAGAGACAAUCAAUGCCGUAUCUGAAGUCAUUAGAGGGUUCCCUGCAAAUCAAGAUUACUUCUCUCAAGUCAAUGCUCCAUCAGAUCCACCAAGGCCUGCCAUUGUUGUUCUCUUGAUGUCCAUGAUAAAUGAAAAACAGCCGUUCAGCUUGAGAUGUGCUGUACUCUACUGUUUUCAAUGCUAUUUGUACAAGAACGAAGAAGGUCAAAGCCAAAUUGUAUCAACACUUCUCCCGUCCUCUGCAGAUGUUGCAGCUUCAGUAUCAGCGGGGCAGUUGUUAUGCGCUGGGCUGUUUAGUCCCAACCCUGUAUCUAACUGGUGUGCUGCAGUGGCAUUGUCUCACUGUCUAAAGGGCAACCCAACACAGAAAGAACAGCUCUUGAGAGUACAAUUAGCUACUAGUCUAGGGAAUCCACCGGUUUCACUUCUUCAACAGUGUACAAACAUUCUUGCACAGGGAGGUGUUAUCCAAACUAGAGUAGGCCUGCUGGUGUUGCUGUGUUCCUGGCUGUCUAACUGUCCUAUAGCUGUUGCUCAUUUCCUACAUAAUUCAGCCAACGUGCCAUACCUGAUGGCACAAGUGGAAUCCCAUGGAGAGGAAAGAGAGAGGCUUGUGGGAUACCUGUGUGGGCUUCUGUUGGGACUCUGUUUGGCUUUUAAUGAUGACUCUGUUGACAAAUUUAAAAAAGAUGAUCUUAGAUUGUUAAUAAACAAGAGAAUAGGAUUAGAUAAUCUAUUGGAGAAGAUUGGUUAUAUAUCUAAAUCUGAAUACUUUACUGCUGCUGUCAAAUCACCAGAGGUACUGUCUGUCUUAAUAAAUGUUAAUUUAUUAAUCAAUGAAUCACUUUCAACAGCUGCUGUCACUAAAGCUGUUGAGGAGACAACAGAAGCUCAACAGACGACAAACCAGAAGAACGACAGUAUAGAAAACCAUGAUUCCAUAGUACAGUCCUACAAAGAGUUGAUCAGAGAACAGGAUGAAGAACUUGGUAAAAUGAAAUCAAGAUAUGCAGACUUGGAAUCRACAUACAACCAGGCUAAUACCCAACUUCAAAUCCAAGCACAGGAAAUUGUACAACUUCGUAGUCAAUUAUCUCUUAUGCAAUCUUACCAUCAACACCAACAAGAACAAGCUGAAUUAAAUGGCAGCUUUGUACCUGCAGAAAGUCCCGAUUUAUUAAACCUGCGAAUUCAAAUGAGUGAAUUGCAACUAAAUAAGCAGGAAUUAGAAACCAAGUUGAAAGAAAAAGAAGAAAAACUACAAAGAUUAGAAAAAGAUUUGGAGGUUUCUCAAGCUCAAUACGCCGUAGCAACAGCUACAGCAGAGCUGGCAGACUCGUGUGAUUCUACUGAAGUCGCAGCUGGAUUGACGAGAAAUCAGUUGGAAGAUUUGGCCGGAUUGAGACGAACUGUGAGCUCAUUAGAACAAGAAAUAAACAGUUUGAGAACAGAGAACGCAUCUUUACGCAGAGAAUUGGAAUCAUUUAAAAUUCUCAAAGAUCUUGGUCAAGACGUCAGUGCUGAUGAGGAUGAAGAAGACGAGGAUGAGGAAAAUGAUGACGAUGAUGAUGAUGACGAUGAUGAUGAUGAUGAUGACGAAGAGGACCAAGAUGAAGAGAAUGAAAAUGAAGACAGACAUGACCAAGUUGAUGAUGACACCGAAGAGCAAGUAACGCAGGAGAUCGCGGGAAUCCCACACGAGGCUCCUGAGAAUGGAUUACAAGAGGAAGAACCCGCUCAUCCUACAGAGGAAGAAGGCCACGAGCUCGAGAAACCAUCUGAAGAAACUCAGCACCCUGUUGAAGAGCAUUCCCCAAAGGACCCCUCGAGUUACCCCGCGUUAUAUGAACAAGGCCAAACAGAGCCAGCGGUUUACCAUGCAUUCAAUGCGCAAGGCCAAACUGAGUCAGCGGUUUCCCAUGCAUUCCAUGCGCAAGGCCAAACUGAGUCAUCGGGUUACCUAGACCAAGGACAUAUGGAGUUAUCGGGUUACCCCGACUACCAAGAACAAGACCAGACGGAGUUAUACGCUCACCAAGAGCAAGCCGGUCCAGUGGAACCACAGGGUUACUACGCAUUGCAGGAGCAAGGCCGUUCAGAGUCAUUUGGUUACCCAGGCUUCCCUGCCCAGCCCUACGGUUAUGACGCAUUCCAGGAAACCCACUAUAGACAAGAUCACGACAAUGGCUACUCCUUAGAUGAACAUGCGCAUGCGCAACAACAAGCACCGGUCCCAUACGCGGUAGAAGAACAAACAGAUUCAAAACCAAAACCCAUUCCUUUCUUUAAUUUUCCUACGCAACAGAAUACGAACACAAAUCAGCAAAAUAAUUUUUCGUAUUUUUCUCAGAGCGAGGACAUCAAGGAAGAUGCUGGGUUGAUAGAUAAUGGAGAAUUCGACUCUCUAACGUAAAUUAUAGAUUUUUCAUAUAUUAUUGAAAUAAUUUGAAUUCAGUGAAAGAAAAGAUUGAGGAGAUAUGUCAUAGACAAAUUUUUCAGAUGAAAUUUUGCAUUUAUAGACGCAUACAGUCAAUUCAAAAAAACGUUGUCGUCAACCAUCUCAAGCCUACGCGACUGAACCGAAAGGAACUCUGGGUAGCAAUUAUUGAAGCCGAGUUGACUCCAUGAUUUUAUCUGA
Messenger RNA from Actinia tenebrosa (Australian red waratah sea anemone), 3684 nucleotides. Its product is annotated as general vesicular transport factor p115. Gene Ontology annotation, cellular component: endoplasmic reticulum; Golgi membrane; cytoplasm. The record is from RefSeq and is a predicted model, not a curated record. NCBI's taxonomy places the organism in Eukaryota, Metazoa, Cnidaria, Anthozoa, Actiniaria, Actiniidae. Gene Ontology annotation, biological process: intracellular protein transport; transcytosis; vesicle fusion with Golgi apparatus.